Molecule: messenger RNA, 2313 nt
Organism: Komagataella phaffii GS115
Lineage: Eukaryota; Fungi; Ascomycota; Pichiomycetes; Pichiales; Pichiaceae
Exons: 2
Coding region: 1-2313 (770 amino acids)
Biological process (GO): ubiquitin-dependent protein catabolic process; protein ubiquitination
Cellular component (GO): Cul3-RING ubiquitin ligase complex
Molecular function (GO): ubiquitin protein ligase binding
Source: RefSeq, a predicted model, not a curated record
AUGCUGGGGGGAAACGAAAUACGGAAGAGUAAAAUAAGAACGCCAAAAAAGGCCUUUUUAAGUCAAGUUGAUUAUGAAAAAUCCUGGGAACAGUUAGAUGAAGCGAUCAAGCAGAUAUACCAAAAGAAUGCGUCCACCUUGUCAUUUGAAGAGUUGUACAGAAAAACGUACAAUUUGGUUCUCAGAAAACAGGGGAAGUUCUUGUACGAUAAUAUCUACAAUUCUAUCAAAAGUCAUCUCGAGAAUGACGUUCGACCGAGGAUGACUCAGUUUAUGGAAGACGACAAAAUUGACAAAGCUGUGCUAUUGCAGAAUAUGAGUACCGAAUGGAAUGAUCAUCUACUAUCAAUGAGAAUGAUUAGUGACUUUGCCAUGUAUCUUGACCGGGUAUACGUCAAGGAGGCUCACCUCCCUCUGAUCUAUGAUAUAGGGUUACAAUUGUUCAGGGACUACGUGAUUUUACCGAAUGAUAAUAUAGUUGGAAAAAAAAUCAUUGGGCUCUUAUUGCAAUCAAUUGAUGAAAUCAGGUCAAAUAAGAUUGUCGAUAAGUUUCUCAUCAAGAACAUUAUUUUUAUGUUUGAAUCAUUGCCAGACGAGGCAGGUAACUACUAUGACACAUAUGUGGAACCCGAUUUUUUGGAAGACAGUAGGUUAUAUUUUGAAAAGGUUAGCUCCGAACUUCUGUUGGAACAGAACGGGUCGUUGUUCAUCAACAAUAUUAUUCGUCUCAUCGAAGAAGAACAAAACAGAACAGCAUUAUACUUGCCACUCUCAACGUUGCCGAAGCUGGUAGAACUAAUGGACAAAGCUUUGAUUGCAACGAAUAUAGAAGCCGUUUUAGCAUUUGAGAACGAGGGUUUGAGCAAGUGGGUUGCCGCAGAGUCUGUCUUUGAAUUGAAUAGUCUCUACAAGUUGAUCGGGAGAAUAGACGAAGAGUAUCACAUAUUGAGAACUCAUUUAAAACGAUUACUGAUUUCGUUUGGAGAAGCAUUGGACGAGUCAACAAGUAAAACUAUUGCAGAUGGUCCUGAUACUCCUAAGAAGAAGGCAACGACUCACUUUGUGACUAUUUGGAUUGAAUCCAUUUUAACCCAAAGGGAUGUGUAUGAGAGGAUUUUGCAAAACUGUUUCAACAGAGACAUCCAUAUCGCCAAGACUAUCGAUGCUUCGUUUGCGUUGAUACUCAAUGCCAAUAAACGGAUAUCCGAGUAUUUAUCCCUAUACAUUGACCAUUUUAUCAAACAGUCACUAAAAGAGAAGUCUGAAAAUGAAUCCGAAGAGAUUCUAACUAAAGCAGUGGCCAUUUUCAGCUUCAUCCAUGAUAAGGAUGUUUUUGAAAAAUACUACAAGAACCACUUGGCGAAAAGACUACUAAAUCCCAAAUCUAAUUCUUAUGACAUUGAGAGAAACUUGAUUUCAAAGUUCAAAAGCAUUGCUGGCGAGACCUUUGUAAGUAAACUGUCCAGCAUGUUCAGAGAUAUAAAUAUCUCUAAAGAGGAAUCGAAGCAGUUUCAAGUACAGUUACAGCAGGAUGAUAUACUCCCGUUGAAUAACAAUAAGAAGGUUUCUAUGGAUGUUAACGUGUUAACUCACUUGAUUUGGCCAUUACCUUUGACUGAAACCAACGUUCAGUUCCCCGAGAUACUAUUCAACCUUAAGGAACAAUACGCAGCAUUCUAUGCUCAAAAGCAUCAAAACCGAAAGUUCAACUGGGCUCCUAAUUUUGGCACUGUUGAUAUGCGCAUGACUUAUGGCCGUAAAACAUAUGAGGUCAACAUGCCCACGUACAGUGCCAUAAUUAUACUUGCAUUAUUCUCUACCGAUUACAAGGCCCAAUAUACCUAUGCGCAGAUCCACCAAGAAUUACAGAUUCCUGAGAAUGAUCUUAAAAGGCAGCUACUGUCCAUAUCUGUUGCCCCAAAAACUCGUUUACUAGUGAAACGACCCAUGUCCAAAGAAAUCAAUCCGGAAGAUAUUUUUCAGAUAAAUGAGAAGUUUCAGUCGCCCCAGAUCAAAAUCAAGGUGUUGACUGUUUCUACAGCAAGCAAGCUGGAAAAUGACCAACAGAGGUCCUCUACACUGACAGAGGUUAACAAGGAUAGAAAAUUCGAAACCGAUGCGGCCAUUGUUAGAAUAAUGAAGGCCCGAAAGACCCUUACGCAUAACAACCUGAUGAACGAGACAAUAAAACAAUUGGCCAACAGGUUCAGUCCUCCGCCGUCUCUAAUCAAGCAAAGAAUUGAAUCUUUGUUGGAGAAAGAAUACAUGGAACGUGAUUCCAAGGAGAGAAAUCUAUAUCAUUAUUUAGCAUGA